AUGAACGGCUACGGUUCCCCCUACCUGUACAUGGGCGGCCCGGUGUCGCAGCCGCCGCGGGCGCCCUUGCAGCGCACGCCCAAGUGCGCGCGCUGCCGCAACCACGGGGUGCUGUCCUGGCUCAAGGGUCACAAGCGCUACUGCCGCUUCAAGGACUGCACCUGCGAGAAGUGCAUCCUCAUCAUCGAGCGGCAGAGGGUCAUGGCGGCGCAGGUGGCGCUGCGCCGGCAGCAAGCUAACGAGAGCCUCGAGAGCCUCAUUCCCGACUCGCUGCGUGCUCUGCCCGGCCCCCCGCCGCCGGGGGACGCCGCCGCCGCCGCCCCGCAGCCGCCGCCGACCUCGCAGCCGUCUCAGCCGCCGCCGCAGCGUCCCGCCGCCGAGUUGGCUGCGGCCGCCGCGCUGCGCUGGGCCACCGAGCCGCAGCCCGGGGCGCUGCAGGCGCAGCUCGCCAAGCCAGAUUUGACUGAGGAGCGACUUGGGGACGGCAGCUCCGCAGACAACACAGAGACCUUCAGCGACAAAGACACCGACCAGAGGAGCUCCCCAGAUGUGGUGAAAAGUAAGGGCUGCUUCACCCCGGAGAGCCCCGAGGUCGUGUCUGUGGAUGAAGGCGGGUAUGCGGUGCAGAAGAACGGAGGCACCUCCGAGAGCCGCCCCGACAGUCCCAAGUACCACGGGGAACAGAAUCACCUCCUGAUCGAGGGCCCCUCGGGGACCGUUUCUCUGCCCUUCAGCUUGAAAGCCAACAGACCGCCCCUGGAAGUGUUAAAAAAAAUCUUCCCCAACCAGAAGCCCACGGUGCUGGAGCUCAUCCUGAAGGGCUGUGGGGGCGACCUGGUGAGCGCCGUGGAGGUCCUCCUCUCCAGCCGCUCCUCGGCCUCGGCCGCCGACCGAACUUCGGCAGAGCCCGAGAGCCUCGUGUUGCCCUCCAACGGGCACAUCUUUGAACACACCUUGAGCUCCUACCCCAUCUCCUCUUCCAAAUGGUCCGUGGGAUCGGCCUUCAGGGUCCCAGACACGUUGAGGUUUUCCGCAGACUCUAGUAACGUUGUCCCCAACCCCUUGGCCGUGCCCCUGCAGCAUCCUUUCCCCCAGCCGCCCCGGUACCCUCUGAUGCUGAGGAAUACCUUGGCGAGAAACCAGUCGAGCCCCUUCCUGCCCAAUGAUGUCACCCUGUGGAACACCAUGACGCUGCAGCAGCAGUACCAGCUGAGGUCCCAGUACGUCAGCCCUUUCCCCGGGAGCUCACCCAGCGUCUUCAGAAGCUCGCCUGUCCUUCCCACGCGCGCCCCCGAAGACCCUCGGAUCUCCAUCCCUGACGAUGGGUGUCCGAUUGUGUCAAAGCAGUCUCUUUACACCGAGGAUGACUAUGACGAGAGGUCCGACUCCUCAGACUCUAGAAUACUCAACACAUCAUCUUAAAGUGGUACCGGGUGGCUGGUGACCAGGUGACAUUUUCUGUGCAUUUGAACUCUGACCCCCUGCCCUCCCCAGGAGAAACCUCGUCCUGUGUAUACCCUUUCCUUCUGUUUGACAAAGUGACUGUGCUUGA
Molecule: messenger RNA, 1552 nt
Organism: Equus quagga
Lineage: Eukaryota; Metazoa; Chordata; Mammalia; Perissodactyla; Equidae
Gene: DMRT3
Product: doublesex and mab-3 related transcription factor 3
Exons: 2
Coding region: 1-1422 (473 amino acids)
Biological process (GO): male sex differentiation; regulation of transcription by RNA polymerase II
Cellular component (GO): nucleus
Molecular function (GO): protein binding; RNA polymerase II cis-regulatory region sequence-specific DNA binding; DNA-binding transcription factor activity, RNA polymerase II-specific
Source: RefSeq, a predicted model, not a curated record